Cololabis saira (Pacific saury) is the source of this 1578-nucleotide messenger RNA. Its product is annotated as homeobox protein Hox-D4-like. Gene Ontology annotation, biological process: regulation of transcription by RNA polymerase II. The record is from RefSeq and is a predicted model, not a curated record. The transcript has 2 exons. Bases 137 to 1021 code for a protein of 294 amino acids. Gene Ontology annotation, molecular function: RNA polymerase II cis-regulatory region sequence-specific DNA binding; DNA-binding transcription factor activity, RNA polymerase II-specific. Gene Ontology annotation, cellular component: nucleus. Lineage: Eukaryota; Metazoa; Chordata; Actinopteri; Beloniformes; Belonidae.
CCUCCAAGCGCUCUGUCCUGUGUGCUUUUAUUCAUUCAGGUUAAUUGUGAUCUGAAAUUAGAUAGAUAGAGGUGACGUCUUUACUGCUGUUGAGGGACUCCUGGUUUUAUUUGAGACAGUUUGAUGAGCUGGGUUCAUGGACCCCCAACAGUCUGCUGCCCUCCCAUUGCAGCUGCAUGGCAACAGUUUUGCAAUGAGCUCUGGACACCUGCCAAAGCUAAGCGGGGGAUACAGUGAAGGAGGAGGCAGAGGGGACGGAGGAGGCCGAUGUGCAGAACUUGAACAGCAAAACAUGAGUUGUCUUGCUCCUGUCAGUUCCAGGUUGAACCCACGUGAGCAGUCUGAGUGCCCACAGGAGCCUGAGGUUCACUGCCAUGCCAAGGACAGGCUGGACAUCAAGAGCAGGGGCUGCAGCCUACUCACCAUCUGCCAUUCAGGGGUAAUUUUUCCCUGGAUGAAGCCACGGACAAUUGCCUCUGAACAAUCUGGGUUUGCUCGUCCAUCAGUCGGCAGCGGCGUGGCAGCCAGAGGAGUACGGAGGGAGAGAACAGCUUUCACAAACAUCCAGCUGCUGGAGCUGGAGAAGGAGUUCCACUUCAGUCCUUACCUUCGUCGCACCCGGAGGCUGGAGAUAGCUGCCAUGUUGCAGCUCACCGACCGCCAGGUCAAGAUCUGGUUUCAGAACCGCAGGAUGAGGCACAAGAGGGAGAACAAGUACGGAAAGGUGACAGGUUUGUCACACAGUUCACCCAGCAACCAAAGCUCUUUUGAAGAACACCUGGAGUUCCCAUCAGAAUGUCCUGUCAGAACUUCCUCUUCCUCUUCCUCACACUUAUACUCCAUGGAUUGUGCUGCAUCCUCUCCAUUUGGCUCUUUUAUUGACAGCAGCACUGCUCAUUGUAUUCACCCUGCAGACUUGUCCCAUCUAAACUGCAUGCUUCCAUCUGUUGCAAAUGGCCCACCACCCUCCCGUGUGGGUGUAGAUGGUCAUCAUUACGCCGGCAUUUCAAACUGGCUCUGAGGCCCCAUCAUGGCUAUCCCUUCGGUGCCCAUCAAAAUCUCAAUCAUACAUCCACUUUUACUUUCUUUUGGAAGACAUGGAGAAGGACUGCGUCUGACCGGCAUUGCAGGAAAAUCCCUUGACAGAUCCUUUUAUCAUUCAUGUAACAUUUUAAUUAAACUAUAAGAACACCUCUUGAUUGAAGAAGAACUACAGUGAUAUUAUUUGUUUCUCAGGCUUCUCAGGCUCUUUAAACCUGGUGCACAUAUUAUAUUUCCUAGCAUGCAGUUGCAGCAGUAACAUGGUUUUUAAAAAAUGCCUGUAAAAAUUGUAUUGUUGCACAUUUAAUGCAUGCAAGAGUUAGACUGAGUUUGUUAGAUAAUAAGUAAGUUGUUGUCAUAUUUUCCAUUGUGCCUAUUUUUCUUGUAAAAAGUUGUUCCUCUGUGUAAAAUGUUUUAAUGAGCAGGAUACGUGUUAAAUUAUGUUAUGUUAUUUGUUAAAGUCAUCAGCUCAUCCCUCAAGUCUUUUAUAUUGUUGUUGAUUAAUUGAGAUGUCAUAUACUGUACGUGUUUAAUAAA